Molecule: messenger RNA, 598 nt
Organism: Topomyia yanbarensis
Lineage: Eukaryota; Metazoa; Arthropoda; Insecta; Diptera; Culicidae
Exons: 2
Coding region: 73-519 (148 amino acids)
Source: RefSeq, a predicted model, not a curated record
GUCGUAUUCAAUAUCAUAAAAAUAUGGCAAAACACUUUCAUUGCAGAAUACAUCCGCGGCUGCUUACGUAUUAUGGCGAAGCUACCGUCUCGCGGACUAAAACGUUUACACAAUGGUGCAGUUUUAAGCGAGCAGCAAUUGGCAUCACCCAUCAUACGUUGGACAAAGCCGCAGGAUGAUGAGGAGCAAGCAGUACAGCAGUAUUUGGAGGUGACUUUGGAAAAAGCAGCAACACCACAUAUUGUAUGCCUAGCUAGCCCAAUGAGACGCGGCAAAUAUUUUUUAAUUGUUGGGAAUCAACUUAUAGUUGAACCACGGAACUCCAUUCAAGCCUUAGAAUUGUUAUUUAAAAGCUUCAAGGUGUUUGGAGUGGACGUUCCCCCAGAGCUUUACAUGGUGUAUGAUUUUUUAGCUUGCACAGUCUACGGAAUUAUCUCACACAGCUCACGAUCAAGUGUGAAUCGACUUGCUGCUUCCUUCCAGCAAGCUUUUCAAGCGGAAGUCGGUAAUAAAGAAUAAAUGUACGUAGUGUAAAUAUCGCAAGCAAUGUAAUAUACCGAACGAAAGAAUGUCGUUUAUGAACUCCAUUGAAUGAAUU